Messenger RNA from Sinocyclocheilus grahami, 503 nucleotides. RefSeq names its product probable ubiquitin carboxyl-terminal hydrolase FAF-X. The record is from RefSeq and is a predicted model, not a curated record. The transcript is spliced from 3 exons. The coding region runs from base 3 to 488 and encodes 161 amino acids. NCBI's taxonomy places the organism in Eukaryota, Metazoa, Chordata, Actinopteri, Cypriniformes, Cyprinidae.
UUAUGGUUUACGUUUUCCAGAGUAAUGGAGAUUUAAAAAGGAAGUGGACCUGGGCAGUGGAGUGGCUUGGUGACGAGCUGGAACGGAGACCAUACACUGGCAAUACCCAGUACACGUAUAACAACUGGUCCCCUCCUGUCCAGAGCAAUGAGACUUCUAAUGGAUACUUCCUGGAGCGCUCCCACAGUGCCCGUAUGACUUUAGCCAAGGCCUGUGAGUUGUGUCCAGAAGAGUGUCACUUAACGAAGCACGAGGUGGCAUCUGAAGAUGACGCUGGCCGGAACCCGUCCUCGACACAGCAACUUUUGCCAGGGGAAGUGCCAGGCCAACAACAGCACACCGAGCCUGAUGAGCAGGAGGCCCUUGAUGAGCAGGACACUUCUCCUCCAGAGGACACUGCUCUGUACCCUCACUCUCCAGGCACAAAGUUUCAACAGGUACUGAGCUUCAGUCACUCAAACCUCAUGCUACUCUUAGACCUCUCUUAAACCAUAUCCUGUAUU